GUUAAGAAUAAAGAAUAUUGUUCGAUCGAGGUAUUUCAGAAUUUAAUCGAUUACCUCAUUUCAUGUACAAACAUGGCGGACACGAGCUCUCUACUCACCGUUGGUGGUGACAGAACAACAGGCCAGUCUGUUCGAACACAAAAUGUCAUGGCAGCAUCCUCCAUUGCCAACAUUGUUAAAAGUAGUCUUGGACCAGUUGGGCUUGACAAGAUGCUGGUGGAUGAUGUUGGGGAUGUGACUAUAACAAAUGAUGGUGCAACAAUAUUGAAGUUGCUUGAAGUAGAACAUCCAGCAGCCAAAGUGUUGGUAGAGCUUGCUGAUUUACAGGACCAAGAGGUUGGAGAUGGUACAACAUCAGUUGUAAUUAUUGCUGCUGAACUUCUGAAGAAUGCAGAUGAACUUGUGAAGCAAAAAAUACACCCUACAUCUAUUAUAAGUGGCUACAGACUUGCUUGCAAGGAAGCAUGUAAAUAUAUCCAGGAGCAUUUGACAUGUAAUGUUGAUGACCUUGGGAAGGAGAGUAUUAUUAACGCAGCCAAGACGAGUAUGUCAAGUAAAAUCAUAGGACCGUAUCCUUUUGAAUAG
Messenger RNA from Ruditapes philippinarum (Manila clam), 585 nucleotides. RefSeq names its product T-complex protein 1 subunit alpha-like. Gene Ontology annotation, biological process: protein folding. Lineage: Eukaryota; Metazoa; Mollusca; Bivalvia; Venerida; Veneridae. The transcript is spliced from 5 exons. Gene Ontology annotation, molecular function: ATP-dependent protein folding chaperone; ATP binding; ATP hydrolysis activity. The record is from RefSeq and is a predicted model, not a curated record. Gene Ontology annotation, cellular component: chaperonin-containing T-complex. Bases 73 to 585 code for a protein of 170 amino acids.